This is a messenger RNA of Lachancea mirantina, 3018 nucleotides long. The record is from the annotation of a GenBank genome assembly. Lineage: Eukaryota; Fungi; Ascomycota; Saccharomycetes; Saccharomycetales; Saccharomycetaceae.
AUGAAAAACUGGCUCAUCGCUCAAGAAUCUUACUUGCUUCAAAUCGCUGUAAAAGAACAAAGCAUGAAGCCUUCGAGCGAGUUGUUCGAAGAUAUUUCCAGCAGCGAGGAUUACGUUGUUGUUGAGACUCUUUCUGAAGAGAUUAGCCAUGAAGAGCCCGAGUUAGUGUCUUUAAAUGAUGGAAUUAGCGAAAAUGAAGUUGAUGAUAGUGGCUCCGAAAGUGAGAGUGACAGCAGCGAUUCGAGUGAUUUGCCGUAUUAUGAACAGGCUAUUGAAGAUAUCAAAAAGGGUGAUCGGUACCCGUGCAUGAUAUGUACUAUGGACAUGGAUUUCAGCUGCAGUAUGUACGCCUGCAAAAGCUGUUUCCGAGUGUUUGACUACGAAUGUAUCAGCGAAUGGGCUGCCAAAUCUGUAGCCAAGAAUUUAGACAAAUCCUGGAAAUGUCCCAACUGUCUAGCUUUCUCGAAGAAAGUACCUUUGGCAGGUCGCAAUACUUGCUGGUGUGGCAAGACUGUGAAUCCAGAGCCCAAUAUCUUGGAACCCAACUCGUGUGGACAAACGUGCGAUGCAAGAAUUUGUAUUCACGGAUGUAACAAAGCCUGUCAUUUGGGUCCACAUCCGACUUGCAUGGCAUCGGUUCGAAAACGGUGUCUAUGCGGCAAAGAAAGUAAAAAUAUGUUUUGCAACGAAUCACGCAAGAUCAAAGGCUCUUACCAAUGUUCGAAAGUGUGCGAUUUGACGCUUCCUUGUGGGUUCCAUAAAUGUACACGGCGCUGUCACCGGGGACCCUGUGGUGAAUGUCCGCAAAUAAUAUCUGGAGAGCUAAAAUGCUUCUGUGGCCUGGAAUCAAAAACCUCGAUGCCUUGUGCAGAUGUCCAUGUUACGAAAAAAUCAAGAAAUGCUCGAGGCUCGAUUUGGAUCGGUACCUUUGCCUGUUCUAAUGUGCGUACUGUUGAAUUUGCUUGCAAAAACCAUUCGUUCACAGAACGAUGCGAAGCGCCUCCAUCGAUUUCGGGUAAAGUUCCAUGUCGGCUCUCGCCAAAACUCCUUACAACUUGUCCCUGUGGCAAAACACCUUUGCUAGCGAUGGACAUAGCUCGAACUUCUUGCACUGACCCGGUACCCACUUGCGAAAAUCAGUGUGGUAGACCAUUGAAAUGUGGAAAACAUUUGUGUCCUUUUAUUUGUCACACCGGACCAUGCAUGGAUCCCUGUCUGAGCAUCGAUAAGGUCAAAUGCGCAUGCGAGACUAAACAGUUUACGAAACCAUGUAGGUUUGAGGAUACACCUCGAUGUCAAACAAAAUGUGAAAGUUUGAUGUCUUGCCGCCGCCAUAGAUGUACUGAGCGGUGCUGUUCGGGGAAAUCGGCAGCGCGGAAUCGAGAGAAGAAGAUCUUUUUGGCAAAAGACAAACUUGAUGAAUCUCUUGUCGAGGCGAAACACAUAUGUCUCAAGCCGUGCAACAGGUUGCUGGCAUGCGGACAGCAUUCUUGCAGGCAGAAAUGUCACCCGGGUAGUUGUCCGCCUUGUCUCGAAAGUGAUUCGAAUGACCUGGUAUGCCCCUGUGGGAGCACAUUGGUACCAGCACCUGUGCGGUGUGGGACAACUUUACCUCCAUGCCGCCAUCCUUGUGUCAGAACUAGAAUGCUAAAGAUGGAAUGUGGUCACAAGCCAAUGCCACAUGCGUGCCAUCCGCUAGAUAUGCCAUGCCCAGGGUGUACUGCACCAGUUUUUAGGCGCUGCAAAUGUGGAAAAUCUGACAAAGUGAGAACUCUGUGCUUCCAAGACGACGUUUCUUGUGGUAUGCCGUGCGGUAAAACCCUGCAGAACUGUCAUCAUAAGUGCCAAAAGACUUGUCACGUUUCCCAGGCAUGUCAAACUGUAUGCCAGCAAGUAUGCCGCAAAUCACGAUAUUCUUGUAACCACACUUGCGCGGCUCGCUGUCAUGGUUUGUCAAAAUGUCCUGACAUUCCUUGUAAGCAAAUGGUGACCCAAACGUGUACUUGCCAAAGACUUCGAAGGGUUUUACCUUGCGGUGCAACCGAAAGUUCUUCCUCUGCUGGAGAGGCUGAAAUUCCGUGUACUGAAGAUUGUGAAGUGGCACGCCGACAUUUGGAACUAAUGGAAGCCUUCGGAGUGCGGAAAACUGAAACAGGUCUUUCGAGUGUGGGCGCUAUAUCCAACCUGGUUGGGAAAGUGAACACUUACGAGGAACUGCUAAUUCCAUUUAGCGAAUUGACCCUGUCAGUCUAUGGCAAGCAUCCCGAAUGGUGCACUCAGAUCGAAAGGGCGCUUUCAGGGUUGAUGUCUAACAAGGCGAAACUAAGCCUUCAUUUCAAGCCUAUGCCUGCACCCAAAAGAUCAUUUAUUCAUGAACUUGCCAAAGCCUACGGCUUAUACAGCGAGUCCCAGGACAAAGAUCCGAAGCGAUCCGUUUACGUGAAGAAGACUCACAUUUCGUGUGAACCUUCUAUAAGCCUCGAGGAAGCGUUUCCUCUGUAUGAGAAGUUCAACAACUAUCAAAGAGAAAAGAGAAAGAAAGAGAUGAAAAGCUCCACAACUCACAAACUCGUCAAUUAUCCUACAGCGAAUUUUAGGACUGCUACUCCCAAACUGGCGGAGUUUAAUGGAAUUUUGAUCAAAAACGUUUUUACGGGGGUUACCGAACUUGAUAUAAGCGAGGCGCUUGCCAUUUAUUUUAAGACCACAUUGAUAUCCAACCCUCAAUUCCGUCUUCUAGAAACUGGUGAUGCCAUUGCUUAUCCAGAACUAUAUGGUGAAGUGUCGGUGAAUGUCGAAAACGACAUCAAACGUCUAGUGGGCCACUUUGACGUUCUUGUCCGCGAUAAAUUCCUCGCUGAGGGUUCAACUCUAUGCAAAGUAGAAACAGCUCUGGUCGCCAUCAGUUCAUCAAUUGACGUAUCUCAAGAGUUGUCUGACUCUUUUAACGAUGCCAAAAGCUCGGUGACAGAUGUUUCUGGCCUACUUACAGCUGAUCCUUCAGCGCCCAAAGAAUGA